Trichosurus vulpecula (common brushtail) is the source of this 10121-nucleotide messenger RNA. It is a transcript of the gene NAF1, whose product is annotated as nuclear assembly factor 1 ribonucleoprotein. The record is from RefSeq and is a predicted model, not a curated record. Gene Ontology annotation, molecular function: RNA binding. Gene Ontology annotation, biological process: box H/ACA snoRNP assembly; ribosome biogenesis; pseudouridine synthesis. The transcript has 9 exons. Gene Ontology annotation, cellular component: sno(s)RNA-containing ribonucleoprotein complex. Lineage: Eukaryota; Metazoa; Chordata; Mammalia; Diprotodontia; Phalangeridae. Bases 558 to 2939 code for a protein of 793 amino acids.
CUACCCCUAGUGCUUAGGCCGGUUUGAGCUGGUUGAGGCUGGUUCCAUUCCUUCAGGCGGUGUGUAGGAGACUCUGGCCACCCUGCUGCCCUCGCUUCUAGAGGUUCGAUCGCUCUGCGCUUCUGAGCCCCGCCCGGAAGUGGAGCUGCCGUCUGUGUGGCGCGUGGCGCGUGUGCGUGUGUGUGGCCAGCAGAGGGCGCUCGGCUCCCAUGGUCCGGCUCGGCAGGGCUACACGCGCCCGCUCGCCUGGUCUCCCGCCCUCUCCUCCCCGGCGCCCGCCCGCCCGCGUGGCUGUUACCGGGUGAACGCGUGAGCUCCUGAGCCCUUAAAAGAGUCCUCCUCCCUUUGCUCCUGGCGCAGACGUUCCACUUUGGGGCAUCUGUGUCCGAGGGCAAGCGGGUGGGUCCUUGGGACCCAGGGAAAGAGAAAGGGCAGCGGUGGGGGGGAAGAAAGUUAAACGGGGCGGGGGUGAGCGUAGGGAAGGAAGGCGGGCAACAGCGGAAAAGUGAGGGAAACAAACCCCAAAAGUAAGCAAAGUAGCCCAACUUGGGCACGGGAUGGAAGGGAAGGAGACGGAUGGGACGGGCGGGACGGGCGGGAAGGAGAUGGAUGGGACGGAAGGGAAGGAGACGGACGGGACAGAAGGGAAAGAGAUGGAGGGGUCAGAGGGGAAGGAGAUGGAGCCCGAGGUAGAGAGCAAAACCAUUAAAGUAGAGCCCACCGAUCCCGGUGAGACCCAUCCCAGUGACAAUGACCCUGACGAUGACCCUGACAAUGACCCCGACCCCGGAGAGGGACCAUCCUCCCUGAUCAGGGACCCCAAGGUAGGACUGUGUGAACCCAAACCGGGACCAAGCCAUAAGAUCAUGGAUGUCGACGAAGAUGACAGUGAGGAUGAGGAUGAGGACGAAGACGAGGAUGAGGAUGAUGCCAACUUGCCCCUGGUGGUCUGGGAGCAGCCCCUCAAAGUGGGCAAAGAAGAGCCCAUGGACUACGAUGAUGACUGCAUGCCUGGACCUAGCCGAGCCAAGCCCAUGCACAACUGGGACUCAGACAGUGACUCGGAUUCUGAAAGCUCUGCCACAUCCUGUAGAAUCCGAGAACUUCGUGGCCCUGAUGAUGAGGAGGAAGAAGAAGAUGAUCAGGCCAGGGCGCCGAAACAGAAGAGCAUCUUCUGCUUUAAGAGGAGAGAUAUACCUGCUGCUGAUGCACCUCCUCCAGCAGAUGACAUGACUCUCAUUCUGCCUGAAAGUGUUGAACUACAGCCCUUUGGGAGGGUUUCAGGUAUUAUCGAAAAACUAGUAAUAAUUGAAUCUGUGACUGACCUGCCACCAGUUUGUGAAGAUAGCAUGAUCUUCAAGAGCAACCGACAUGCUGCUGGAAAGAUUUUCGAGAUCUUUGGGCCCGUUGCACAUCCCUUCUAUGUGCUGCGAUUCAGUUGUUUGGAACACAUCAAGAGAAAGGAUAUCAAAAUCCGGGACAUCAUGUAUUUUGCCCCUUCAAUCCAGCACUUCACUCGCUACAUAUUCACGGACAGGAUUAGGGAUAGGGGUUCUGAUGCUUCCUGGAAGAAUGACCUAGAGCCACCACCCGAAGCUGUUGAUUUCAGUGAUGAUGAAAAAGAAAAGGCAGCUAAGAACAAGAAGAAGUACUACGGACGUCAUCGGAAGAAGCAGAGGGCAGAGUACAGGUCAAAGAGCAGAUCCAGUUACAGCAGGGAUGGUCGAAAGGGUUGCAGAUCAGAAACCAGGGAGGUGGCCGUCCAGGAAGACAGGCAGGAUGAUAGGCAGGAGGAGAAGCAGGAGGAGAAGCAGGAGGAGAAGCAGGAGGAGAAGCAGGAGGAGAAGCAGGAGGAGAAGCAGGAGGAGAAGCAGGAGGAGAAGCAGGAGGAGAAGCAGGAGGAGAAGCAGGAGGAGAAACAGGAGGAGAAGCAGGAGGAGAAGCAGGAGGAGAAGCAGGAGAAUAGGCAGGCUUCUCGCCAGGACAAUAGGCAGGCUUCUCGCCAGGACAAUAGGCAGGCUUCUCGCCAGGACAAUAGGCAGGCUUCCCGCCAGGACAAUAGACUGGGUGCCCGGGAACGAUCAACUGGCCAGCAGGAGAACAGACAGGGAGCACACAGAGAUCAGAAAAAAGGUCAGAGGAAGUCUAACAGACGUGAUCACAGGCAUUCCAACCGCCAUGAUCGCAGGCAGGAUCGCAGGCAGCUGGUGCAGCAUGAUCACAGGCAGCUUGUCCAGCAGGAUUUCCGACAGGAAUACAGUCAGGAGUUUGGCCAGGAGUUCGGUCAGGAGUUUGGGGGUCAAGAUUAUGGACAGCUAGAAUUUGGGCAGCUAGAAUAUGGGCAGCAGGAGUAUCAGGAAUUCCGACAGGAAUACCAUCAGGAGUACCACCAGGAGUAUCAUCGUGCUGCUGCUGCCGCUGCUGCUGCUGCUGCCGCUGCUGCUGCCGCUGAGUACCACCAGGAGUACAGACCUGUUGCUGAGUUCCGUCAGGAGUACGGACCUGACUAUCAGAAUCUUGGUGCUUAUGGAGGAGAAGCACCCCCUGCUGCUCACUGGUGCCCCCAGCCUCGAGAGGCUGGAAGGAGCUGCUACAGCAAACGCGAGUACCACCGAGAAUUCUCCCGGGGCAGACACCACAGGUCCAGCCACUCCAGGUCCCAGGCAUCUGGGCAGUUUUACAACGCUGAGCACAGGUUGGCCCAGGAUGCCCCUCCCUCCCUGUUUGCGCCUCAGCAUAGGCAAGACAGUGCUCUCAUGCAGCAUUCCUAUCAGCUGGCUCCUCAGUACUUUGACAUGCACCAUUACCAGGCUCACCCAUCUCAGCAUGUGGCUUGGUCUGGGCUGUCCCAGCAUGUGCACAAUGCACACUACCAGCACUUCCAGGGCCAUCACGCUAGGGGUGGUGGGCACUGCUCCCAGUACAGACCUUACUACUAGACAGAUCAUGUUUCAUGAGCUCACUACAGAAACAGAUGACAGAGCUCCUAAAAAACAUGAUUCCUCAGUCUGGUUACUAAAGAAAGUGAACUUGAUCAAAAUUAAAACACUUACUGUAAAAUAAUUCAUUAUUCAUAUGUUCCAGUGGUAAAUAUUUGUGACUUAGUGAAAUAAUGACAUACUCUCCUAACAUAAAAAAUUAGAUCUCAGAUUGAAAAGAAAACUAAAAAAAACCAAAACCCUCUAACAAUCUAACCCUUCAAAUUAUGUAUCACUUAACUAACACUUUGAUUAUAAUCCAACAGAAUUUUAUUUUCUUUUUUUCCCCACAGUAUAGAUCUAAGUAGCAGAAAUAGAACACCUUUCAUCAGGGAUUAAAGCAUGUUGAACCAUUGAUUGACUUAGAGUAUUUGUGUUAAAUCCAGCAAGAUAAGAUUUUGAAGUCCCAUUGAGGAUAUGUGGAAAAAAAAUAAAGUUUUUUUUUUUUAAAACUAAAUGUACUUGUUUGGAAAUGGCUUUUGUAGAUGCAUCAUUUAAUUUUCAAAAAUCUUGAACUACACUGAUUUUUAAAAUUUAGCAAAUGGAGAUGACAGAAGAAAAAACAUGCAUUCUUUGGCAAUUAAAGAUUAAUGUCAAGUUGUUAUAAACAUUGUGGCUCUAAACAAAUACAAGGUUAAAACUGACAACGUAGGAAUACUUAAAGACACUGCAAAUUUCCUUAAUUUAGGUUAAAUAUAGGGAGAUUCUCUUCCAUCUUCAUUAAGUUGGCCAAUUAAAAAAAAAUCUAAAGAUGAAACUGUAAUAUCCAUUCCCUAGUGAAAAUCAUUUUAAGCUUUUCUUUGGCUAUCUUCCAUUCUUUAAGCAUCUUAAUGAUAAAUAUUACUUUACAACAUGUGUGAGAUAUAAAGUAAGAGGCUUUAGCUCUAGUCAAAACCUCUCUGGGAUUCAGGUUCCCCAGAGUCAGAUUUGAGAGAUAAUUGAUAAGGCCCCUCAAGAGCUGUGAGGGCCCUCAGAGGCCAUCUAGGUCAAUCCUCUCAUUUUACUAAUGUAAAAACUGUGGCUUAAGAGGGUUAAAUGACUUUCCCAAGGUCACACAGGUAGUACGAUAUCUAUGCAAACUAAUGAAAAUUAGAACCAACAACAAACAAAAUCCAAACAGUACUACCUAUGUGACUUUGGACAAGUCAGUUAACUUCUCUGGGUCUCAUUUGUGAAAUGAGACUGGACUAGGUAGUCUCUGAUCAGCUCUAGAUCUGAGAUCCUAAAGGAGCCUUAUGAUUUAUCUAUCUAGUCGAGUCCUCUCAUUUUAGAGUUGAGGAAUCUGUAACCCAGAGAGACUGUGACUUGUGUUUUCUUGAAAAUUCAUUGCAUUGGCAAUUCUAGUCCUAAAUUUUAUCAAAAAAUUCGUUUUGUCAGAAGUUUUUUCUCCUCCCCCCCCACCCUGAUUAAAAGAAAGUGAUAAGAGAUCACAGUUGAUCUUCCUCUACCAAAUAAUUUAUCUUGGAAAAAAAUAAUUCAGGACAUACUAUACGUUCAAAGUGUAUAUAGGUCAUCCAUUCGUUGGAAAAACUGAGUACCAGAAAAAUUAGAGUUGUUCCAGACUUCAAUUCUGCUAGCUUCGGCAUAGCCUUCACUAUGGUAGCCUUUUUUUCUUUUGUCACAGUGUCUGAAAUAAUAGGUUGAAUCUGUUCAGCUGUACAAUGCCAUUGUCCUAAAUUUGAGUAAACUUCCCUUAAAAUCAGUUUUUACAGAUCAUAUCCAUAAUACACUAAUGAAAUUUAAAAGUACACAAGGAAUUCUUGAAGUCCUUGUCAGUAUUCGUCAAAUAAGUCAAAAAAUCAGUCAAAAUCUGGCAAAUAUUUGCUUUUAAAACAUGAGUUAUGGGUUCAUAGAUAUGGAAAAUGUAUACUGAAGGUGUCUGAAUGUAGCCACGGUUUGAAUCUUUGCAGGGUAAAUGCACAGCUAUAAAGGUAAGUUAAUAAUUCUUGAUAAUAUCUGUGCAGGCAGCAAAGUAGUAGCCUAAUUGUGCUUUCAGGUGAAUGUCAUUUUUUCAUACAUUAAUCUACAAGACAAAUAUAUAUAUAUAUAUAUGUAUAUAUCUGUUAAUUGUUUAUAUAUCUUGGAUACCAAACCCUUAUCAGAGAAAUUUGAUGCGAGAUUUUUUUUCCCAUUCAACUACUUCCCUCCUUAUCCUAGAUGUACAGUGCCACCUUCGUUUACAUUUCACUUAGCAUCCCUAAUAGCAUUUACUUCAAAACUAAAUGGAAAGUCUUGGCCUAUAGAACUGUGAAAAGUGAUAAACAAGAAAAGUGUGUAAGAUAUAUUCAUUCACAUUGUAUUAAUUAAGAAGGGACCUUCUUAGUCCUACGAAGUCCCAUCUUUAAAAGAAAACUUGAUGAGGUGAGAUUAUCCUGAGGCAAAUCAAAUUGUUGGUAUUGGGUCUUUAUGGAAUUUAUCAUACUUUAUGGGUUCCAACAUCUAAAGAAUCAAAUUUUUAAAAAACCCAUAUGUACAUGGGAAACUAAUUUUUUUUAAUCCGACUUGAGAGUUCAAGGUCUAUGAAACUAAAUUUAAGAUCUUCAGAAAAUCUUACCAUUCACAAAUAAUGCAUUCUAGACAUUCCCUUCCCCCUUGAGAAAAUCCUAAAUAUCAUUAUAUGGUGAUUAUUUUUUAAAAGCCUUUUUCUCCCUUUUAGAUUCUUUACUAUUCAGUUACCAUCAUAAUUAUUUAUUUAUUUUUUGGGGCAUGCCAUGGGAAAGAGUAUAUCCUUAAGGUAGUACUACAGCGUGCCAAAUGCUUAAUGUCAUCAGAGCAUUGUGAGAGGCGAGGCAAGUCAUCUUGUACCUCUCUAAGCCUCUAGUUUCCUCAUCCUUAAGAUGAGGUUACUAAUACCUGUAGUACUUACCCCACAGGGUUGUUGUGAGGGUCCAAAGAUUAAAUUGGCUCAAUUAACAUGUUAACAUCUUAAAGCGCUACACAAUGGCAAAUUAACUAAAGUCUAUAUUAAAUACUCUUUGUACUGCAGUGGGAAGACAGUUAAAUGGCAUGCCAUGCAUAAAUAUUUUGUGAUCAUGAAUCUCUAAAUUGCAAGGGGGUCCUAUAUGUCCCUCUUAAUCCCUAAACUAGUCAAAUAAAAUUUAAUAUCUUUAGUAAUUACCAAUUCUAAUUUGAUCAAAUGUUGACCCACCCAUAAGUCUCCCAGUUCAGUUCCUUUUUUAGAAAAAUACUAUCUAUGAUUAAUUUCCAGUACAUAAAGUUGAAAGACCUUUAAAACCACAGCUAAACAAAAUUGAGACUUAGAAUGAUUUCCUCAAUACUCUCCCUCACCAGGCAGACCAUAACUGUAAUGCAAAAUAAACAGGCAUCAUCUACAUGAUUGAAAUCAUAUCAGUAUACUAUUACAAUUUAAUCCAAUUAAAUGUAUUUCAUUACCUGUACCAGUUUACUUAACACCUAUUAAAAUGGAUGGUCAGUUUAACCUCUUAGCAACUAUACUCUUGCAUGCUAUAGAAUUAGGGGCAUCUUGGUUUAUAUGUUGAGUGCCAUAGCUGCCAAUUUUUGACUGUUUCUUUAUGAGAUUGAGUGGAUGCUGGUUCAGAAAUAUCUGUAUUGGAAAUACAAUAUUUUAUCUGGUUCAAACAAACAAACAAAACCUAUCAAAAGUUUAUUUAUCCAGACAGGCCCCUUAUUUCUUAAAGGGGACUCUGAUUCCAAACUCUUAAGAUGAAUAAAAUAGCAUUAGAAAUGUUUGCCACUAUGAAUAAAUAUUAGCAGAAUCAGGAAACUUAAGGUUUGGUUGCUUAUAGUAUUAGUACAAAAUACUAAGUGUGGUGAUUAGCAUGUAUUAGAGAUGUAGAUGGGCAUACCAGAGGGAAAGGGCAAUAUAAAAUCAAAUUAGUAUUCCGUGACCAAAUUUUUCUUUUGAAGUAGAUAUUGCAUAUAGUGUGACAUGUCUGAACUCAGAAGGAUUAAAAACCAAGUUAUUUUGUUGCUUAUGUGGUAACUUCUUUCACAAGUGCAUCUUACUUCUUCUGGAGAUGGAUGCUAUGUCAAUCGGAGAGAUGAUCUUAGGAUCAUAGGUGACGCAGACUCUAAUGGAGAAAAAACAACAAACAAGCCCAAAGCAAAAAAUCUGCUUGUUAGCAUAGAACCCCAAUUAAAGAGUGCCGGCUAGGUGAAGUUGGUCUCUAACAGGUUUGGAGAAAGAAAACUCUAAAGGGUUCUCAAUAGUCUGCUGGAUGUGCUUUAUUCUACAUCCCACUGCUAUCGUAAAGGUAUACCUGCCUACUCUGUCGAACAGUAUCCCUUCUAAGAGAUGGUUUGACAUUGUUGGGUUCAGUUAUACAGAUUGUGAAAAAUGUUGCCACCCAUUCAAAGCUAAGUACUUUUUAUUUAAGGUAUAAUUUUCUUUUUGGCCAGCUGUAAAUACCAAACAUUACAAUAUUAACUAUGUUGUAGAAUAUAUGUAAUCAAAUAAACUUUAAUAAUAUUUAAAAGUUAAAGAAAAUAGCUAGGCAUUAAUUUGAUCAAUACUGUCAAGUUUUGUAUGUUUGUAAAUAUAUUGAAUCAGAAAAAUGCAUAAUUCCACAAUCCAGAGUACAGUCAUUUUUUUCAUAGAUGGCAGCUACUCAGCCAUGUUCAGUUAAGUGUGAGUUACAUCCACUUGAUUACAAACUUCUAGUGACUGGCUGUGUGAUUUUUAAAGUGGUCAGGAAAACUGCAUGAAAAUACAGAUGCCUCUAGUUCAGAUGAAACAGUCUACUGCUGAGGAAUAGAGCUCAAUUGAAUUCUUGGACCCACUGUCUUUUAGUUAGAAUAAACUUUCCAAAUUCUUAAUAUACACCAAAUGAUCAGUGCCAAUCAAUUAUAUAGCAAUGAAUCCAAUGCCUCACUGCAGCAGUUUUAGAAGUAUUCUUCAAUAUUUAUCAACAUAUUUGUUUUGCUGGAUCAUUUUGUUUGAAUGCACCUACUGCAUCUCAAUUUCAUUAGUUUGGUGAUUAUGAAAGAGGGCAACUUUAAUUCAAGAACCAAUUUGAUGUCCUACUGUUGUAAUUACUCUACAUGAUAAUUAGAAAAACACUUAUUGGUCUUUUCUUACUUUAUUGCCAAAGAUUGCACAGAGAUCCAGUUCUCCAGAAUAAAUAAAAGCAUUUUAAAAUUUUUAAAAGUAUUAUAAAAUAAAAGCAUUAUCUGCAUAAUUCAAGUUCUGCACCUAAAGAAAGCAAGUGUACAAAUUAAGAAAUCCCAAUCUCUUUAGUCUGUUAACAUGAAAGCUUUGAAUCCUAAUAAAUUAGUCUUUAAGUAGAUGUCACAUUGACAGAACUAUUGGUUUUUUCCUUAUUCCUCCCCUCCUGUUGUCUUUUAAAUCUGACCUUUACAAAUGUAACAUACACAAAAAGUUAUUCUUACGAAGUUAGAGGACAUUUGCCUAUCAAAUAAAAUGUUCAGAUUUCUACCAAAAACUGUUUACCUUGGAAAUAUUUUACAGUAAGUUUUUUUUCUCUUAGAAUCUACAUUUCUUCAAGCCCAGCCCCAACCCACUUCUUUCAUCAAGCCUUCACUGACCAUUAAAAAGGACAAUGAUGUAAAUCCAUAACCCAUUCUUCAUACCAUCCAUCUGUAACCUAAUUGCUGCCUUACAGGGAUUUCAUUGUUCUAAGUCAUUAUUUAACCUUUUAUGUAUGUCUUUUUUUCCCCAACUAGAUUUUAAACUUCUUGAGGGCCAGGACCAGACAUUGUACUUCUCUAUAUAACCCCACAGCACCUAGAUUGGUACUAUGUACAUAGUAACCCCUCCAUGAAAUUUAUUGGCUAAUUCUAGCAUUUUAUGAUCUCAAAACUCUAAAGGCUUGUGCGUUGGUACUGAGAUGUUCUGUACAUAGCCUCUGGAGCCAUCCACAGAAGGUGGCUGUGUGCCAAGAGAUUGUGAGAGAGAAGUCAGUGAGUAUCUCCUCCAGUGCUCCCUUUGGGCAGUUAUGCUCCUUUUGUCACAACAUUACCAUGCAACUAAGAUCCCAGAUGCAGAUGGCCCACUUCAUUCUUUAAUGGAGUCCACUUGUCCUAUUGAAUGGGAAAGCAAGGUGUGAGCUGGACUAGUUGGCUUUCUGAGGACUCUUCUGACAAGGAGAUUCUGUGAAGUGGAGAGAGGCAUUUGAAGGAAACAUGGCUAGUGUCUUGAAUAUGAAAAAAAAUGGAGAUGAAUAUUUUAAACCAUUUAUCUAUUUUACAGAAUCUACAGCAGUUAAUAUGAGACAGAGUGACUCGGCCUCUGCCUUGUGUACUGCUAGUCCAAAUUAGAGCACAAGUAUUUUUGUUAUUUUCAGUAAUCAUGGAGCAUCUUUUCCGCCCAAAGACUUCAAAUCAAUUUGUGGAUAUCCCAUUCUCAUAACCAAAUGACAUCAAUGAGUGGAAAGUCUCAUACAUUAAAUUUUCCUGAAUGUUAUGCCUAAAAUUGGGGUCCUAAUAGAGGAGCAAAGAGUGAAGAUCACUGAGUGAAGCAAAAGCUCUCUCAAAUCACUUAGCACCUCUUAGGGCCUCAGGCCCCCUUUGAAGUUGGCGCAAUGUUAUAGCAUGUCACUCAUGUAAAUUUCGUGUCUGUAAAAGAAGGGUCUAAGGUCCCUUCCAGUGAUAAUGAUGUGUUUCUGUGAUAUAUAAUACUGUAAAAUGCCAAAAAAAAAAACUGUGAGUAAAUGUAGAUCUUUAAGUAUGCCAAAAAAAAAAACCUAUAUACUUUUAACUUCAAUGUUUUCUUCUUUAAGCGCCAGUAGUUUUAAGUGGUAGAUUGUCUUUCUAGAUUGUCAGUAGCUAAUUAAUACUUUCUUGGCGCUACAUAAAUCUUAAACUGAUAUCUUAAACUAAUAUCUAUGUCAAAUGUAUCUUUCUCUAUUUGAUGUUAUUUCUCUUUAACUAUAAGAUAAGUAACUGUAGAGUAAACUAUAGAGUAAAACUCUAUAAAACUCUAGAGUUAAAAACCACCAUUUGGGGCUAAGGGCUAUAUCGCGAUUGGUGCUGGUGAAAUUUGUGCCGUAAACGACUUAGUUAUUCAACUAAGUUAUCGUCCCCGUAAACCUGUUGUGGAGUGCCGUAACCCAAUCAUAUUAUGCAUGUAUAUGUUGAUAUCUUAAAUGUUUAUCUAUGUUUAAAUGUUCAAAUAAAUGUUCAAAUAAAUGUUUGCAAAAUCAA